Messenger RNA from Synchiropus splendidus (mandarinfish), 1166 nucleotides. RefSeq names its product V-set and Ig domain-containing protein. Gene Ontology annotation, cellular component: plasma membrane. The record is from RefSeq and is a predicted model, not a curated record. NCBI's taxonomy places the organism in Eukaryota, Metazoa, Chordata, Actinopteri, Syngnathiformes, Callionymidae. The coding region runs from base 42 to 905 and encodes 287 amino acids. Gene Ontology annotation, biological process: regulation of osteoclast development; regulation of bone resorption; regulation of actin cytoskeleton organization. The transcript has 3 exons.
ACACACAUGAACACACGCAGUGGUGUCUCACUUGUGCAGCCAUGAAGGUCCUGAGCGUCCAGAGCGUCCUGGCGCUGAUUAUAACCACAGGCCUCGGCUCAGGGGACGACGGCUGGUCCAUGAACGUUCAGCCAGAGGUCAGAGCCAUGGAGGGGUACCCGGUGGUCCUCCCGUGCACCUUCAGCCACCCGCAGCACUCGCAGCACUCCUCCCUGCAGGUCAUGUGGCGUCUGGGUCACGGCCAGGACGCCACCCUCCUGUACCGCUGCACCAGCCGCCCGGGGACGUCCGCUUGUGAGCCAGGCCCACAGCAGGACCAGCGCUACCGGCUGGAGGGGAACCCCCGAGAGCAUGACCUCUCCCUGCGCAUCACCAGCACCAGCCUGCAGGACAACGGCCGCUACUACUGCCGGGUGGAGGUGCAGGGGCGGGACCAUGUCAGCUUUGAGGACAAGAUGGGCACGAGGCUGAGAGUGGAAGCUCCUCCAAAGAUUCUGGCCUUGACGGUGGAGGGCAGUCAGCUGAGCGGGUACAGAGCCUUGUGUCGGGUCCAGGGUUCCCCGCUGCCGGACGUCCAGUGGCUUGGCCCGGAUGACUUGCUGGAAGGCUCUCCGGUGGUCCCUGUGGCCCAGGGCUCCUCAGCCCACUACCACACGGUCAGCCAGCUCAGAGACGUGGACCCGGGUCAACAGUAUACCUGCAGUGCCUCCAACCCGCUGGGCAAAGAGCAGGCCAUGCUGUACGUGCUGGCCCCUCAGGCCCCACACACCACGCCGGGGCUCUCAGCUGCGCUCUUGUUGAUGGUGUCCCUUUGUCUGGGGUCCAAGCUCCUUCUUCUGAUUGGGAUGGGUGUUCUGAUGCUGCAGGCUGGAGCACUGAAGGCAGCCUGGUGCUUCAGGAAGUGAUCUACCAACACCACACUGCCACCUACUGUCCGAAUCAGCUUGGGAAUUUGAGAUAUCAAUGAGACUGCAAAUGCCAAAAAGGUUCAUCUUCUUAUGUUGCUAAAAUGAAUGGAGGGCAGUAACAUUGGUGCAGGCCAGUGAGCUGCUUGGCAGAAGUCUGAAAGUUCGUUUCUUGAUGGCGAUGUUUGCUCACAGGUGACCCAGCAUGAGGUGAGAGUUGUGACACACCCCUGGUGUAGAAAUCACAUCUGUAAAUAAAAA